Molecule: messenger RNA, 543 nt
Organism: Raphanus sativus (radish)
Lineage: Eukaryota; Viridiplantae; Streptophyta; Magnoliopsida; Brassicales; Brassicaceae
Product: kelch repeat-containing protein At1g19470-like
Exons: 1
Coding region: 1-543 (180 amino acids)
Molecular function (GO): protein binding
Source: RefSeq, a predicted model, not a curated record
AUGGCGUUGGUACCUAACGUGAGGUGUGAGUUCGUGACGUAUGCUGUGGUGAAACAUGAGAUUUACACUUUGAGUGAACGUGCAUGGUGUCAUGCUUACGAUCCUAAAGGACGUAGACUAGAAACAUGGGCCGGUGGGCAUGAGUUGAGGAAUUUGUGGCAAGCAUCGUCUUGUGUGGUUGAUGGUAUGCUGUUCAACGUUGAUCCUGGCCGUUCUCUCGGACAUUUGAUAAUCGUGUUUGAUCUGAAGAAGCAAGUUUGGAGACCUGUUAAAAUUAAAGAUGUGAAUGGUUUGCCUCCUUGUCUCUAUCAGUAUGGUUACGAGUCUAAAAUGGGUAAUAUUGGUGGGAACCUUGUGAUUUUGGUCGGUAACCAGACCCAGUGGUGGGAUUAUGAGGGUGAGAAAAGUAUAUGGUGCGUGGAGAUCGGUUUGAGAAGAAAUCAAGGAGGUGAGAUUUGGGGGAAGGUCGAAUCAGUCGAAGUUGUGUUUAAAACCACUGAGUCAACGCCCAGCAUUGAGCUUUGUCGAACUGUUAUCGUUUGA